Messenger RNA from Nothobranchius furzeri (turquoise killifish), 1188 nucleotides. NCBI's taxonomy places the organism in Eukaryota, Metazoa, Chordata, Actinopteri, Cyprinodontiformes, Nothobranchiidae. The record is from RefSeq and is a predicted model, not a curated record.
GCUCAUCUGAGUUUGUAGGUGAGAUUUUUUUGAAGAUUUGCUUUUGAGUUUUUAAUCUCGUGGCAUACGGUUUUAUUUAUGAGUGUAAAUCUGAAGCUUUACCGUUUUUAUGAUCACGUUUAUGGUAUUUCUGGCAUAAAAGUUCUCCGUUUUCUCAAACUGCAGCCUAACAUUGAGGACAACAUUCCUGUGACCCCAGAAGCAGGAUGACGAGUCCAGCUGUCCUGCCAGUGGUUGGCCUGGGGUCGAUGGCCCAGACGGCCGGACUGGUGGAGAUCGCCGUCAGGUUGUGCUUAAACCAGCGUAAACAGCUGUGUCCUCAUGUGUGGGUUCCCAUACUCAAGCCCCUGCGGCCUUGCAUCCGGAAUCCGGUAUCAGAGCAGCCUGCCAACGUCACGCGACACCAGACUCUUCUGUCCUCAUCUUUCUUCGAUGACUUGGAGGAGGACGUCUAUGAUGAUGUUCUGUUCCCGAUCAAGAACAAGCAUGUGGUGUUUGCAGACUCUUUAGGGUUUUCUCUAGCAGAUGAACGAGUGUUCUCCGAUGAAGAGGACCAGUCUGAACUCGGCCUGCUGCCCUCGCUGCAGGGUUUGGGAAGCAUGACGGGGGACGGCUACAGCUGCACCGUCAGCACCUGCUGCCCAGGGACACAACUCAAACUUGGCUUCCCGCAGCCCUCUUUAGAUUUCCAGGCCUUUCGGGCCAAGCUGGCAGAAAGCAUGGUGAUCCUGGAGAGCUGCACCGUUAAUGAGCAAGCCCUACAAGGUACUGUCCGGGUCAGGAACAUCAGCUUCCAGAAAAACGUGCGUGUCCACAUUACCUUUGACUCCUGGCACAGCCACAGGGACGUACCAUGCACAUACCUGCAGAAACGCUUUGGAGGCCCGCAGACAGACAUCUUUGAAUUUGAAGUAGCUAUUCCUAAAGUCCUGGACGCCAAGAGGAAGAUCGAGUUCUGUUUAAUGUAUUUGCCUGCUGGGCAGAGUGAGCCCUUCUGGGACAAUAACAACGGACAGAAUUACAGCAUCCUGGUGUGUGUGAGCUCACACCUCUGCCACGGCAAAGGUCUAAGUGAAAGGGCAUAGCCAACCCCACCUUUGGUCACUAGAUUUACCACGCAUGUGAGUUGGAAUGUGCACAUUUUUAUGACAUUUUCUUUUUUGUUUGAAUAAAAUUAUUAAAGUCAUC